This is a messenger RNA of Kluyveromyces lactis, 2223 nucleotides long. It is a transcript of the gene SQS1, whose product is annotated as Sqs1p. Gene Ontology annotation, molecular function: nucleic acid binding. Bases 1 to 2223 code for a protein of 740 amino acids. NCBI's taxonomy places the organism in Eukaryota, Fungi, Ascomycota, Saccharomycetes, Saccharomycetales, Saccharomycetaceae. The transcript has a single exon. The record is from RefSeq and is a predicted model, not a curated record.
AUGGCAAAGAGGCAUAAACAUUAUAAUGCCAGAGGUGGUGGGAAGUCAAAAAGCAAGAAAUCCAAGCCACAUGGUGAAUCAAGGCAAAGAAAGAAUCAUAGGGGAGGUACCAGUAUCAACAGGAAUAGAUCCGAGUUGUUACUAGGAGGUGGUGACCUGAUGAAUCCACAUCAAGUUGAAGAUUAUUACUUUGGAUCCACUGCAAAAAAGAGUUCAUUAAGAUCUGGUGGAUUUAGGCCUGGAAGAUUGACGGAAGCUGAUGAACUCGAUACUGGCAGGUUGCCAUCAAGAAAACGUCCCGUGGAGUUUAUCAAAGCAAAAGAACUCUAUGAUCCUUCUCAUGACCUAAUAUUAAAAUUGGUGAAAAAGAAUCAACAUUUUGACGAGCCAAACUCUGACGGUUACAACUCCUCGCAAAGCGUAUCCCUGAGGGAGGAAGAGCAAGAUGGUGAAGAUGAACAACAAGACGUUGAUACUCAGGAAAUUCCAAGUAAAAACACAACUGUCAAGAUACGAUCUGAUAAUGUGGUUUCUGAAAAUGGAGAUUCGGAAUCAAACAGUUCAGCGAACGACGCUGAAUUGUUCUAUGUAGAUAUGGAAGGAGAAGAAAAGACUGCUGAUAAUUAUAUUAAAACUGUAGAUGUUGAUGUACAGGAACGGUCAUUAAAGCUUAAUGACUGUACCGAAUUUCAACCGACAUUGAGGGUAGGCAAUGUGGAACUUAAUCUCAAAGACGGGGGGUCUGGCUCUAUUGAAGUUGAUAAACCAAAGAGUUCAUACCAUCCAUUUCACAGCUAUAUUCAAAAUGUGAUGGAGAAUGUACAAAAUUAUGACUCGGAUGAUGACUUUGAUGAGAAUGGAAAUGACGUUGAACAGAGUUUUAGUAUAAGUUCAGAUUAUGAAUUUGAAUCCUCGGAGGAACUAAUAACAACAGGUGGUACGAUCGAACAGUUUGAUAGUUCAAUGAAGUCGUUAACAAUUGAAGAAAUUCCCGGGAAAACAAUCACUGCAUCACUUACAACAAAAGAUAUAUCACAAGGAAAUUCUGAUAAUAGCUCUGGCGAUGAAUCAUUUGGAUUCUGUGAGGAUGAUUUUGAAGGUUCGAUAGGAAAAGUGUUUGUUUCCAAUAUUCGAAUCGGAGCUGGGACUCAUUCUUAUCAUGUCUCAUGUCAUGAAAUAUACGGAGAUAGUGAGCCUAGAUGGGUAGAUGAUGAAAUGAUGAAUGAAAUAAUUGCCGAAAUGGGCUUACCUGAACACCGAUUUAGAGCUUAUUACAAACAUCUACACAAGUCAUUCAUUGAAGAAGAGGAAGAGCCAGAGGAAUAUGCUGAUAUCCCCUUUGAUGAUGAUGACAGUGAUGAUUCUACUGCGGAUCAAUGCGAACCUUUCGCCGAAGAUGAUCUCGGUGAAGAUCUUGAUGAUCUCGUGUCUUACGCUCUAAAAUACAAUAAGCAGCGAAAAAUUGAAUACCAUACUACUUCAUUGGAUAUUAGGGGGAAAGGAAGAAACAAGCAUUUAAUAUUCGAUCAAACAGCAGGAAUGGACGAAGACAUCAAGCUCAUGCUUCAAAAUAAGUUUGCCACAAGACAAAUAAACAAAACCAAAAAAAGAAGAGCAAAAGAAGAUUUCUUGUCUCAGUCACAUGCAAGCUCUACAGAUCUUUUAAUGAAAUAUCCUUACGGUCUACACAUUCAAAAUAUAAAAGACGAAUUUGAUGCGUUUUACCGUAACGAUCGUCAAUCCAUUACAUUCCCACCUUUGGAUCCCCACGGUAACAAAAUCAUCGGCAAAUUUGCAUACAAUUAUUUUAUGAAGGCUUCCAAUAUUGGUAAAGGAAAAUCGACCAAGGUUUACGUUGAGAAAACCAAAAAGACAAGGUUCAAUAAACCAGCAUAUCACAUUAUCAGCCAAUUACUCAGAAAACGACCUGUAUUUAUGAGAAUAGAUCAAAAAGCUCCGACUGACACACAAUCCACGUUCAACCGUACUGUUCGCUUGAAAGUUUCUAAAGAAAACUUCAAUAUUAGUGAAGGGCAAAUUGUGGGUGAAGAUGCACCAGAAAUUGGGAUUGACAAUAUUGGAAGAAGAAUGCUUGAAAAGCUAGGAUGGAAUAUCGGACAAGGGCUCGGUGCCCACGGUAAUCAAGGAAUUAACGAACCAAUCUUGGCCAAGGUGAAGAAGAACAAAUCAGGUUUACGCCAUACCUCUGAAAAUCAACAAUGA